This is a messenger RNA of Drosophila grimshawi, 2474 nucleotides long. RefSeq lists its product as uncharacterized. The coding region runs from base 45 to 2165 and encodes 706 amino acids. Gene Ontology annotation, biological process: nuclear migration along microtubule. Gene Ontology annotation, cellular component: nuclear membrane. The transcript has 2 exons. Gene Ontology annotation, molecular function: lamin binding; actin filament binding. The record is from RefSeq and is a predicted model, not a curated record. Lineage: Eukaryota; Metazoa; Arthropoda; Insecta; Diptera; Drosophilidae.
AUAUAUAUAUGUAUUAAAAAUGCAUUAAGAUUGCUGCUACCAAAAUGCAAACUCUGAUAUUCAGGCUUGCCGCCAUAGCGGUGCCAAUUUUGUCGAUCUUCUUUGUGGCCGCAUUGCUCAGCCACAAGCUUUAUAUAAAUUUGCGCUCGCGUUACAACAUCAAAGUGAAUUGUUGGUUCUGCAACGACAACACACACGUACCUUUCCCGGAGCGCAACAGCUGGACGUGUCCGCUCUGCGAGCAAUAUAAUGGCUUCAAUGCCGACGGCGACUACAAUCGUGAAAUUCUGGCGCAACGUGAUUGCAGCGGACGCCAAUCGAAUCCCAAUCUCUCCAAGCGCACCGAAGCCAGCUGCGCGACUGAACUUGCCGGUAUGAACAACGGCCUGUGCGAUCAGUGCAAUGAGGCGCAACGCUUGAAAAUCGAGAAGCUGGCACAGUUUGAGCCCAAAAGUGAGUCACGCUUUGAGCAGGAGUUGAAGCUUUAUCAAUCCGAGCUGGAGCAAAGGUAUCGUCUGUGCAGCAGUUGCGAGCGUCACGUAAACCAGGUGCUGCACGAGAAAAAGAAAAUGGUACUGGGCUCUAAGCUGCUCAAUUUCAUAAUGAAAGGCGCCGCACUGCUGAAGCAGCCGUAUUUCGAGAAACUUGCACGCGUCCAGCAACAGCGCCGGAUUGCUCGCUAUCAGCUGUGGAUGACGCUGCUCACCUGGCUGAAUGUGGUGUGCCUGCUAAGCAGCCUGCCGGUGGCAACACGCGAUCAGUUCAACAGUCUGCUGGGCAUAUCACUGGCGCAUCCGCUGUACUUCAUCUACUCGCAUGCGCUGACUUUGCUGCGUGUGCUGAUCGAUUUCAUUGGCAAUCUGUUGACGGAACCCGUGUACAUGGCCAAGUUGUCGCUGUACGUCAGCACCUUUGGCAAACUGGUGCUCUACUCGCUGGGCAUUGGCCAACAUGCCACAUUUAGCAGCUGCUACAUCAGUCUAUAUCCGUAUGCAAUGUGGGCGCUCAGCUUUAUAUGCAACAUCAGCGAUGGCUUUCGAUUUACACGCUUCACCCUGCUGCUCGUCCUGUGGAGCGUGCAUGCGAAGCACUCACUGCUGCUCUUCGAUGCCAUUGAUAGCGUUACCUUCCUACUGCUGGCCAGUGUGCUCACCUUGUUCCUCUUGCUGAGCAAUAGGAAACGUUCAAAUUGGUUGGACUACGGGGGAGCACACAACGAGUCCGCUGCCGAUAGCUUCCAUCGGCUGUGCGCCGACGAAUGCAUCAGCGAUGACGAGACGAUUAGCAUGCUCAGCCAGCAGCUGAGCUACAAUGCCAGCAAUAAUAGCAGCACCUUAUCGACCAUGAUACCAAGCACAAAUGAUGCCCGGCGCAAUAACAAUAAUCUGAAUCAGCUCAAUAACCUCAUCAGCAACUCGCAACUGCCACCAUCUGUGCUGUCGCUGGACUCACUGCGUCUGUCCUCGCAGCGUUCACCCGUUAGCCGCAUGGGGCCAUUGCCAGCGCCAUCACUCGCACACACCUGCCGCUCACAGUCGCCCCUUUAUGCAGCGAGCAGCAAUUAUGCCAUGCACAUGGAUCCGCUGCAGCUCGGCCAACCCCAAGGCUGGCAGCAGCGUAACUGUGCACCACAAACCAACUUUCGCCUUGAUCAGCGUCCGAUGACACGGUCAACGAGCAGUUUGCUGUUCCCAUCGCGACUGCAGAUGCAGCAGCAACAACAACAGCAACAGCUCAAUCGCGAGAUUUGUGCCUGGGUGGAUGCCACCAGUGGCAGUCAACAUGGCGAUCUGCUGCGGGAGCCAACCACUGCCAAUUUGAUGGGCUGCUACAAUCGCGAUUUGUCGCCCAACUCCUCGCUCUCAUCCGGGUUUGAGUCACAGCCGGGCAACAAUCAGUUUUGGGGUCCACCAGCAGCAGCAACGCUACAACAGCAGCAGCAGCAGCAGUUGUCCAAUGGCACCAUUAAUGACUCCAUUUGGCCAGAGACGACGACACAGCGGCAGCUGCGUGUGCCGGCACCGCUUCACUCGCCGUACUCCACCCACAGCGAAAUGCAUUUUGGUCGGACCACGGCCGGGCCACAGUCUCAGAGCGAUUUACGUCCGGGUGACUUGCUGCGCAAGUGGAUGAAUCGCAAUGGCAUCGAUACGCAAAAGCGUUAGUCCAAUUAUUUAAAAUCCUGUUACUAAUUAUUACUGCCUUAGUUGACUGCCAACGCGCUGACUAUCAAGAGGCUGGCAGACGAAGCGUGGAUUACAGCCUUAAGAGUCAUCCUCAUGGAUUAUAAAUUACGGAAUUACAAUUAACUCUAGUGGGUAAUAUAAUUUUGGGUACUAAGAGCUGGUUUUUGUAUUCGUAAUAAGAUAUCUUUUAAAAUAUGAAAUUUGUAUAUAUAUAAUAAAUAAUAAUUACACUUUUAUAUAUAUAAUGAUAAUAAAGAUAUUCUGCGAGCAGGGCGUUCCUGAUCGAAA